Rhodotorula toruloides NP11 is the source of this 1647-nucleotide messenger RNA. Its product is annotated as acetylcholinesterase. Gene Ontology annotation, molecular function: carboxylic ester hydrolase activity. Bases 1 to 1647 code for a protein of 548 amino acids. The transcript is spliced from 11 exons. Lineage: Eukaryota; Fungi; Basidiomycota; Microbotryomycetes; Sporidiobolales; Sporidiobolaceae. The record is from RefSeq and is a predicted model, not a curated record.
AUGCUUCUUCCUCUCGCUAAGGGCGCAUUGGCUGCGCUUCUCACUGCUACUACUUGCAACGCUUCGCCCGUGGUUCUUGCGGCUCGCAACAACGGCGUACCGACGGCGAACCUCAAGAACGGCACUGUCCAGGGCGUCUCUCUCCCGACUUUCUCGCAGGAAGCCUUCCUCGGCGUGCCCUUCGCUCAACCGCCGGUUGGAGACCUCCGACUUCGCAAGCCGCACAGCUUGAACACGACAUUCUCCGGCGGCUCGCACGCAGCGAAGGAGUACAGCAAGUUCUGUCCUGGCGUUGGAGGCGACGACUGGCCGUACGAGCUGUCCGAGGACUGCCUCUACCUAAAUGUUCUUCGUCCUGCCGGCACUAAGAAGGGCGAUAAGCUUCCCGUCGGCCUCUGGAUCUACGGAGGCGGCUUCAACAUGGGCGGGUCUGGCGAUUCGCGUUACAACGGCAGCUGGGUCGUCGAGCGAUCCGUCGAGAUGGGCAAGCCUAUCAUGUUUGUCUCGAUCAACUACCGCGUCGCCGCCCUCGGCUUCAUGGCGUCGGAAGAGCUGCGGAAGGAGGGCAACGUCAACCUCGGCCUGUACGACCAGCGCCUCGCCCUUCACUGGGUGCAGGAGAACAUCGCUGCGUUCGGCGGAGACCCAAGCAAAGUUUCGUUGUGGGGCGAAAGCGCCGGCGCUAUGAGCGUCAGCUACCAACUCCUCGGCUACGGUCUCACCUCGACGAACCUCUUCCGCGGCGCCAUCCUUGAAUCCGGCAACCCUCUCACCCUCGCCAUCACGAACAACUCGCGCCUCGAGACCAUGUUCAACGACGUCGUCAACUCUACGGGAUGCGCUGGUGCUGAGAGUGCUCUUACGUGCCUUCGCGGCCUCUCGCUCGAUGCGUUCAACACCUCGGCGUCCGCAUACAGCUGGAAUCCGGUCGUCGACGGCGAGAUCAUCUCCGCUUACCCGUCCGACACGCUCGCCAAGGACGCUUUCGUGCGCGUGCCUAUGCUUAUUGGCGCCAACACCGACGAGGGAACGGCUUUCGGCUCGAAGGACAUCAACACGACCGAACAGCUCGCCGCCAACCUCCACCUCCGCUACCCUGCUAUGACUGGCGCUAGCGUCUCGAAGCUCCUCGACCUUUACCCGAACGACCCCCUCGUCGGAUGCCCUUACAAUACCGGCGACGCUGUCCUCUCGACCGGCCUCCAGGACAAGCGCUCGAACGCCAUCUACGGUGACAUGUAUAUGCAGGCGGGUCGCCGCCUCCUCGCUGAGAAGAUGGCCAAGUACAAGCCCGUCUACAGCUACCGCUUUGAUCAGCCUGCCGAGAAUUCGACGGUCGAGACCGGAACGACCCACUUUGUCGAGGUCGCCUACGUCUUCUCGAACCCGCUCAAGACGGCCAACACGCUCGGUAACCGUCCUGGCGACCGCGAGCUCGCCAAGCUCAUGACGAGCCAGUGGGUCUCGUUCAUCCACGACCAGACGCCCAACAACAACGAGAUUUCGGACGCCCCGACCUGGCCGAACUACCAAGACCAAGCGUCGAACUACGUCUUCCGUCGCCAUGGCUGCGUCACGGAGAAGGAUGACUACCGCAAGGAGGGCAUGUCGUUCAUCAACAACCUCGGCUGGGAGGCGAGUGCGUAG